UCUUCUUGAGCUUAGAAAUUCAAAAGUAUCUUAGCAGAAAAAUUGCUCAACAUUCAAAAUACUAUUCAUUUGCUUCGUUUUCAUUCACAAAUUCGUGUUCAAGAAAACUUCCUCACUAGUGAUUUUCAUUAAUUUAUCAAAUUGAUUCCAAUUUUAUUUCAAAUCACCUUUGGUUCCAUCUCUUAAUUCAUAUUUAUCAAGCUGCCUUGUCUUCAUCUGGUUUAAUUUAUUUUUGUAUCGAGUGUCAAAGAUCAAAGUGACACAAAGAUGGCUCCUUCACCAGCUAGGAUUACCAAUCAAGGUCCAAGUCGCAAUUCAUUUGAAGCUUCACUUCGAUCCAGUGAUAGCCCUUCUAGAUCAACUGUUAAAACUCGUCCAUUAAAUAGUAGAGAUAAAUCUCCCAACAAGUCACCAACACGUUCACCAGUGCGUGAAACAUACCGACCUGAUUCAUGGAAGACUCGACCAGAGUCACAAAAUACCAACGAUUCAUCAACAAAGACGAUCACUGUUCGACCAGCUUCCAGUAGUUCCGUAAAAUCAUCAUCAUCAUCGAUAUCUAGAACCGUCAGUCCUGGUGUUUCUGGUAAAUCAACACCAUUUGAAGCUAAGUAUGACUCUAAAAAUUGGGAAAAGUGCGGUGAAAGAGAAUCGACUUGGCCUAAGAUGGCGGAAAAAGUAUUAUCUGCUGAAGCUCCAUUAACAUCAGCCAAAGCAUCGAGCACAUCAGCAACAGCAUCAUCAAUAUCUUCAGUAACCACCAAUCGUUCACAAAACCGAUCACCAAGUCGUGAAAGUGAAAAAAAGGUUCGCAUUAAUCUGGAACCAAUGGCUAAAUCAUCAUACUCUCAUGAAUAUCAUUCAGAAAUGAAGAGUUCUUCAUCAUCAACAAGCAAACGAGAUGAUAAAUCACCGAUCACCGAAACAAGUACAACAACAUCGAGUUCAUCAAAAGAAGUGAUUGAGUGUUCAAUUGAAGUUCCAGAAGAUGGCUGGUCACUCAAAGAUUCAAUAAGGAAGAAGCUUCUCAACCCUAAAUCGGGUAUGUUUAAUCUUCCAACUUCACGUCCAACUAAUAUCACUUUUCUAGAAGCUUUGAAAUGUAAAAUUAUCAAUCCCAUUUCAGCUGAUGUUGUUGAUCCAGCUCGACUAUCUUCACCACAAGCCUCGGGUUCCACUUCAUCACCAAUCAGCUCUCGACCAGUAUCCUUAUACCGUGCUCUUGAAAAGGGUUUACUCGAUGAACACGGAUCUUAUUCAAUUGACAACAACAGAAGUAAAAUAUCCCUAGAAGAAGCAAUUGACCGAGGUUUUGUCACUUUUGACGAUAAAGUUAAAACAAGUGAUUCUUUGGUUACUCGUGUCAUCAAAAUAGUUCGUACUGAAGGCAUAUCACCAAAAGAUGAGGUUACAUUGGAGCCAAGUCCAAUAGGAAUGCGAUCAUCACCAAUCAGAUCUUCAAUUCGAAACAGAUCAUCAAGUCCACCGAAAAUGGAGUCAACAUCAUCCGAAUCCAAGCGUUUUUCAUCAACAUCAACCCAUAAAUCUGAAUCAUUUGAAGAUUCUAAAUCUUCAUCGGGAAAAGUUGAUUCAACAACAAAAUAUGAAGAGUUUGUUGAAAUAGGAACAAAUAUCUUUUAUUGUCCAUCAAGUGAUACAGUCUUUGAUGAAGUAACAAGUAAACGGUCAACAUUAGCUGAAUCUUUGGCCAAUAGAAACAUUGACUGGGCAAAAUUUUCCGUCAUCGACACCUUAACAGGCAAACCAAUCAGCUUGAGUGAGGCCAUAUCUCGCAAGAUUCUUGAUCCAGUUAAAUAUACUGUUGUCGAUAAGAAGCGAGGUAAAACAUAUACUUUACCAGAAGCAGUAAGACGAGGUCUUUUUAUCCUUUCAUCAUCGCCAUUACUUUUGAUGGAAUCGGCCUCGGCUGCUUCACAGGUUACUAUCAAUCCAAGUCUAGAUGAAAGUGACUCAGGUCGACCAGGAUCAAGAUUAAUCAGAGAAACAGUUCAAGUCUUAAAGUCUCGAGAAAUUUUCAUCAAAGAUCCAUCAACCGGCCAAGAAGUUGCACUUGAAGAGGCUGUACGGAAAGGUUUAGUUGACCGAGAGACUGCAGAUCGAUUACGAGCACAAGAAUCAUCGGCUUCAGGAUUUUCAGUCAACCGAUCUGUUAACUUGACCGUUCAUGAUCCAAGGACUGGCCAAGAGAUUCCCAUUGACUUGGCUGUUAGAAAGGGUAUCAUUGAUCAAGCAACGGCUGAUCGUAUCCGAAGAGGCGAAGUCAUCGAGAAUGUCAUCUCAACCAAUGUUACUCUUGUUGACGAUGAAACGGAAAACUGGUCCGAUAUUGUAUCAGAGAUCAAUGAAAGGUUGGACUUGAUUACCGAAUUCAAAGCUUUCCAACAAAAUUAUACUUUGGCCAAGAAAUGGCUUGACGGUGUUGAAAGAAGGAUCCAUUCAUUGGUGGCUGAUGAUGAUGGUGAUUUAAUCAACAUUGAGUCCAAACGGUCCCAAGUAAAUAUGUUGAAAGCUGAACUGUCAUCGCAAUUUCAUUUGAUAAAAACUGUCGACGAAUCAGCUGAACUCUGUAAAAUCAGAAUGGAUCGCGAUUCAAUUGAAUUCAAUCGAAUUGAAAGGUUGACUCGAGCUCUUCACGAUCAAUAUAAAUCUUGUGUAAACUCUGCCAAUGAUUUGGAGAAACGAUUAACUGAUCUUGAUCAAGCAAGGUCUAAAUAUUAUUCAAAAGUAUCUUCAAUUGACAAAGAGCUGGAAUCAAUAUCAAGUGAUUUUAACAAAAUUUGCAUCUCAUCUUCAUUGUCCCUUGAUGAGAAGGAGAUCAAGUUGAUUACAUUGGAGUCUCGAUUAACCUCUCAAAGAUCGUACAUUGGUGAAUGCGAGGCUAUCUGUGACCAUCUCUGUCGACUUUUGGCUUCCUCAAGCGAACAAAUAAAGGCACGAAAUAGCCUAAAUGAAAUUGAACGCAAGUAUCGUGAGAUUAGUGGUGACAUUAAAGAUGCAACCUUAAAUUAUAAAGAUUUUGAAUCUUUUUCAAGGAAAGCAAAUGAAUUUAGCAAAUGGCAGUCAACUAUUGAAACAUCUUUAUCUAAAUCCAGUUCAUCGACCAGUCACCAGUUAAGUUCACUUCGAGAUGAAUUUGAACGAAUUGAGUCAAUCAUUAAAAGUAUACAAUCACGUGAAGUUGAUUAUGAAGAUUUAAUUGAAUCUGGAAAUGAUUUGAUCAGUCGACUUGAAAACUCUUAUGAAACCAAUACAAUCCGAUCUAAAUUGGAGACAAUCAAUUCAAGCUGGGAAUCAAUUCGAUCCUCAGCCGAGUCUAAAAUUAAUCAAUUAGAGGCAAGUUUACAAGCAUCAAGCAAAGCAAAGGAAACAUUGAGAAAAUUCAACUCUUAUUUGGAUAGCGUUGAAACUGAUUUAUCCAAUUUACCUGAAACUACUUGUAAUCAGAUGACAAAUGAGAAAAGUUUAUCAUUUGUUGACAAAUUAAAGUCAAGCUUGGAUCAACACAAAUCAGAAUAUGUAAUUGUGUCCAAUUUAAAGGUAAUUGGAUCGGAUAAAUCAACAAAUCUAAUUGAGAAAGAAGUCAAAGAAAGUUGCUCUCGAUAUGAAAAGGUUUACAAAGAGACGACUAAAAAAUAUGAACAAUUACGAGAAAUGGUUGGUAAAUUGGAAUCGCUGGAUUCAACUCUUAAACAGGUCGCCAGUGAGGUUGAAAGGUUUGAAUGCAAGGUUGCUUCAAGUCAAGUAAUGUCAUCAACGUCUUGCGAUUCAAAAUUAUUUGAAACAACUAAAGGUCUGCUGAACCAAUCUUCCAGUUUAAUCGAUAAAGUUGAACAAUCAAAGAGACGGAUUGUUGAAAUUACCAGUGAAACGGUUAAUUCAGAAUCCAAUUCUUUUGUUAACGAGAUAAACCAUUAUGUUGAUCGGGUUAAGUCAAUUAACCAUCAAUUAUCAUCUCGAUUGGAGUCAAUUGAAUCAGCAUCAGCUGCCAUUGACAAAAUACGACAAAAACUGGAUAAAGCUGAAGCUCAAUUGAAACAAGAGGAGAAGAUUAUUUCACGAUUUUCCUCCAUUUCAAGUGAAAGUGUUGCUCUUGAGAAACAAAUGGUCGAAGUGGAAGACAUUUAUCAUGAAAGUGAUAAAAUCACGUCAAAUUUGGAUGAAUUGAAUAAAAUGGUAAUGCAUGAAGAGACUCGAUCAUUGGGCAAAGAAUGGGAAACAACUUAUCGCCAUUUUGUCCAUUUAAUACGCUCAAUGGAAACUAAACAUUCAACCAAUUUAACAAUCCUUAACCAACGUAAAGAAGCAAUUAAAUUGGCUUUAAAUGAGACUCGACAAUUUGAGCAAAAAUUGCACGAUUUUGAUUGUUGGCUAACAGAAACUGAAUCUCAACUUGAAAAGAUGGAAGAAGCAUCUUACUUGACUGAAACCUUGGAGACUCAAAUGAACCAGAAUCAACAAUUGCAAGAGUCUAUUCGUCGUAAGCAAAGCAUUCUAGAAGAUUUGGAGAAGAGCGGUAAACAACGUGACCUGUUGAUGACCAUUAGACACCGAUGGAAUAGGUUAACCUCUAGAUGUACUGAGAGAAGUCAAAUUCUUGAUCGUAACCUAAAGUUGGCUCGUGAGUUUGUCGACAAAUGGACAUCAUUGAUUGAUUGGUUAACCGAGACUGAAGUUACUCUGGAAACUCGAUCUUCAUCCAAAUCGCAAUCUGUUUCAUCGCGCUUGAUGGAGACUCGAAAUAAUUACAAAAAUUUACUUCGAUCAUUUGAAAGUAAAAAAUCACUUUAUGAGACAACACUUCGACUUGGUUCAUCAUUAAGGGAUAAAAGUCCUAAAAGCGAUUCUCCUGUCUUCCAGAGAAUGUUGAAUGAGUUGACAUCCAAAUGGGAAUCAGCCUUAACUACAAUCACGGAAACUUUGUCAUCUCUUGAACAUGAUCUCAAUUGUUCCGAUAAAUAUCAAUCAUUGGUUAAAGAUUUGACUGCUUGGAUCCAAUCAAACCAGAUUACAUUGGAUGGACUUUGUGGGGACGUAAAAACUGUCGAGAAAAUGAUUCGAGAACACUCGGCUUGGAGUAAAAGCUUGAAAUUGCAAGAGGAUAAAAUGGUUAAAAUUAAACAUCUUGGAGAGCAAUUGAUUAGCAAUAAUGUUUCUUCUGAAGACUCGAUUGGAAUUAAGCGAGAAAUUAAAGAUUUAUCUCGACUGUUGGACGAGUUGAACGAGAAAAGUGUAGCUAAGGAGAAAAGGUUGAAGGAAUCGUUGAGAAAAGCUGAACAGUUGGAAACUGAGGUUAAUCGGUUGAUAAAUUGGUUGGUAAAAAUUGACUCUUCUGUUAAUAAAAUGGAUUCCUCUAUGAAUUUUUCCGAAGAAACUGAAUUGGUCAAAUAUAAUCAACAAAUUGAAAUGUUUACCAAUGAAAUGGAAAGAGAAGAGGUUAAUCGAGAUCGACUGAUUGCUGACUGCCAAAACGUGUUACUUGAUUGCCAUCCCGAGGCUGAAUAUACAAUUCGUCAUUAUAUAACUGUCAUUGAAUCCAAAUGGAAAUCAGUUUCUGAUUUGUUGAAAGUUAAAUCAGCCAAAGGUAAAGCAGCUUACAAUGAUUUGAUGGAUAAGGCAAACUCGCUUGAUCAAUUAUUACAAUGGCUUAGUCGAGCUGAGCAGGACUUUGAAAAUAUGGAAUCACAACCAAUUCCAGAUGAGCCUCACUUGAUUCGCUCAUUAAUUGAACAAUUUGAAUCUUUUAAGUCAAGAAUAAUGUUGAAGGAAAGUGAGUUUGACCAAGUAGCAACCGAUUAUUAUAAUGGCAACCGGCAACAGCAAUUAGGAAAGGAGCGAUCAUCCAGAGUAUCAAAUAGAUUGGUUCAUGUCAAGUCUUUGGAUGUUUCUUUGUCUUCGUUGACUCACUCAAAGGCCAUUGAAGUGGUUGGAAGAUGGCAAAAGUUAAUUAAGGCAAUUAACGAUCGAUUGGUGCGACUUCGAAGCAAGCAUAAUUACUUCAGUGAAUUGGAAAGGUUGAAAGAUUUUGAUUUUGAUGCUUGGAGAAGGCGAUUCCUAGAUUGGAUGAAUGAGAAGAAAGCCAAGAUAAUGGACUUUUUCCGUAAAAUGGAUGAUGAUCAUGACGAUAAAGUUAAUUAUGAACAAUUUAUUGAUGGCUUCAUGAGAUCCAAAUUUCCUACCAGUCGAAGUGAGAUGUCAAAAGUUGUCACCAUUUUUGAUCGUAACGCAGAUGGUUUUGUGGAUAGUAAAGAAUGGAUUGAUACACUGAAAGAUAAAACAGAAGCUGAAAUAAUUAAAGAUGAGGUUUUCCGUCAAGUGGCUCAAUGUACCUGUCAAGAUAAAUAUAAAGUCCACCAAGUCGAAGAGCGUAAAUAUCGAUUUGGCGAAUCACAGAAAUUAAGACUUGUACGUAUCUUGAGAAGUGUUGUUAUGGUUAGAGUUGGUGGUGGAUGGGUUAGCCUGAAUGAGUUCCUGCUCAAAAAUGAUCCUUGUAGAGCCAAGGGUCGGACAAACGUUGAAUUGAGGGAACCAUUGGCUGAUGGUGUCAGUCAAAGCAUGGCUGCUUUCCAACCCAAAAUAACAUCAACACCAACUGAGGGAAAUAUCAUUUACGGUCCAGUUACCAAGAUUCGCGAAAAGACUGAUCGAAGUAUGCCAAUGUCAGGGACUACCGAUGGCAAUGAAGAUUCAGAUAGUUUGGGUGAACUCAGAUCCCGAUCUCGAUCCCAGCCACGAACCGGAGCAUCAAGCCGAGCUAGUGAUGGAUUAUCUGAUGUCAGUUUAGAUGCACAUCUCAAUCAACAACAACAACAACCACAAUCGCUACGAAUGUCAAGAAUUGAUAGUAAACCUCGAUGGCGCUGAUAUGGAUCACAAUAUUUUUGGAAAGUCGCCAAUCAAUUUUACCUUUUAUAACUCUUUUUUUACGAGAUUUUGAACAGCAACCCAUUAAAAUGAAUGUUGCUCCAUUUAGUUUUUUA
Tetranychus urticae (two-spotted spider mite) is the source of this 6998-nucleotide messenger RNA. RefSeq lists its product as uncharacterized. Gene Ontology annotation, cellular component: keratin filament; cytoskeleton; cytoplasm. Gene Ontology annotation, biological process: wound healing; intermediate filament bundle assembly. The record is from RefSeq and is a predicted model, not a curated record. Lineage: Eukaryota; Metazoa; Arthropoda; Arachnida; Trombidiformes; Tetranychidae. Gene Ontology annotation, molecular function: calcium ion binding; structural molecule activity; keratin filament binding.